Molecule: messenger RNA, 1597 nt
Organism: Colossoma macropomum (tambaqui)
Lineage: Eukaryota; Metazoa; Chordata; Actinopteri; Characiformes; Serrasalmidae
Product: butyrophilin subfamily 1 member A1-like
Exons: 11
Coding region: 78-1547 (489 amino acids)
Molecular function (GO): protein binding
Source: RefSeq, a predicted model, not a curated record
GUGGGGACUAAAAAUGAAAAUGAAAGGUAACUCUCAGAAAGUCUUUACUGAGAGUUUGAGGACAACAGGUAACAGAAAUGAAGUUCCUCUGUGUGAUUCUGCUGAUUCUCUACAGCUGUAUGGAAUCUAAAUCAGAGCAUUUUAAGGUGGUUGGUCCAGCUGCUCUUCUUGUUGCUGAAGCUGGUGAAGAUCUGGUUCUGCCCUGCUCUAUCCAACCCAGCACCAGUGCUGUGGAUAUGAGAGUAGAGUGGUCCAGAGUAAAUGUGGUGGACUCAUUAGUUCAUCUCUACAAGGAUAAUGAAGACAAAAAUGAAAACCAGGAUCAGUCAUACAGAGGAAGAACAGCACUGUUCAGAGAGGAGCUUCUAAAAGGCAACACUUCACUCAAACUCUCAGCAGUCCGAGUCUCAGAUGAAGGAGCUUACAAAUGUUUCAUUAAGGACAAAUCCUGGUAUGAUGACAUUACAGUUAAUGUCAUUGUUAAGGCUCUAGGAACUCACCCAGUGAUCACUAUGGAGGGCUUCAACUCAGGAGGGAUCAAUCUAGCAUGUGAAUCUAGAGACUGGAAUCCUGAACCUGAGGUUUUGUGGCUGGACAGAGAAGGGGUCACUCUGACUGCUGAAGAUACAGAGACACACAGAGACACUGAGGGCUUCAGAGUGAAAUGCAGCAUCACUGUUUAUAAUAGUGACUCCAACAGAUUCUACUGCAGACUUCAGCAGAGACACCACAUGAGAGAGACAGAAAUCAUCAUCUCUAGUCAAGUUUUUAAUUCUUGGACGUCUGUUGUCGCCGUCAUUUCCGUUUUAGCAAUAAUAAUUGCUAUGGGAUCUAUUGCAGUUGCUGUUAUUUAUCAUAAGAAAGACGCUGAGAGGAAAAGACUUCAGGAAGAGCUUCUGAAGGAAAAAGUGUAUUCAGACGCUGAGAGGAAAAGACUUCAGGAAGAGCUUCAAAAGGAAAAAGUGUAUUCAGAGCUUGUAAAGAAGAAAAGGUCUUCAGUUGAUGUGACUCUGGAUGCUGAUACAGCUUACCCCUAUCUCAUCCUGUCUGAUGAUGGAAAAGAAGUGAGAUGUGGAGACACAAAACAGAAUCUUCCUAACAACCCAGAGAGAUUUGAUAGAUGGCCCAAUGUUCUGGGAAGGGAGGGAUUCUUCUCAGGAAAAUUUUACUAUGAGGUGCAGGUCAGGGGGAAGACUAAGUGGAUAUUAGGAGUGGCCAGAGAGUCCAUUAACAGGAAGGGGGAGAUUACACUGAACCCACAGAAUGGAUUCUGGACUGUGUGGUUGCGGAAGGGGCAUGAGUAUAGAGCUCUUGCUGGUCCCUCAGUCAUCCUCUCCCUAAAAGAGAAGCCCCAGAAGGUGGGAGUGUUUGUGGAUUAUGAGGAAGGUCUGGUCUCCUUUUAUGAUGUGGAGGCCAGAUCUCAUAUCCACUCUUUCACUGGUCAGUCUUUCACUGAGAAACUCUAUCCAUUCUUCAGCCCCAGUAAUAAUGAUGGAGGUGAAAAUUCAGCUCCACUGAUCAUCUCAGUUGUCAAUCAUGAUGAAUGAAUAUCUGUUCUUCUCAGUAUUUAAUAUUUAUAUAUACUGUAUGUUCACCA